Messenger RNA from Gossypium arboreum, 3088 nucleotides. RefSeq names its product probable disease resistance protein At1g61300. The record is from RefSeq and is a predicted model, not a curated record. NCBI's taxonomy places the organism in Eukaryota, Viridiplantae, Streptophyta, Magnoliopsida, Malvales, Malvaceae. Gene Ontology annotation, molecular function: ADP binding; protein binding.
AGCUAUAUGGCAUUCAUUUUGCCUAAGUAUCGACCCAUCGCCCCCAGGAUUGGACUACUACUGUCUAAGCAAAAAAAAUUGGAGAACAAUACCGAAGAUUGUUCUUGGAGUCGUUAAUUUCAACUAUUCUGAAGAAUUCCUUCUUUAGCUGGAUCUUUUGAAUUGGAGAAAAGAAUUUGCCACCAGCAUUCUUUAUUCCAAGCUAGAUUCAAGAAAACUAGACCUUUUUAAUGGCUGAACUCAUUGGGCCAAUCCUUGAUGUUAUUAAGUUCAUCGGUCAUAAUGCUAAAAAAUAUCUAAAAUUCCAAAGGAAAUUCACGGAAUACGUUGAUGAUUUCAAUCAAGCACAAGCGGAUUUGCGUGCCAAGGAGGCAGAUUUUCAACAGCAGUUGGAAGACGAGCAUCACUUCGGGAAAACGCCCAAGCAGGAAGUUAAAAGAUGGUUUGAGAAAGUAGAGCAAAAGCUUGGUCAUGCUCAACAUGUUGAAGACAAAAUCAGUAAAGGAAAAUAUCUCUUCCGCUCAUGCUUGGGGAAGCUUGUUGAUGAGGCGACUCAGGCAAUGAAGGAAGUGCAUGCUGAAGGAAAUUUCUCUGGGGGCUUGGUUGUUAAUGAUCCUUCUACCAUAGCGGUUAAUCUACCUACACCGGAAGUAGUAGGUGCGACCAAUGUUAGAGAAAUAAUUUAUAUGUAUUUGAUGGGAGAUGCAGUUGGAUUGAUUGGUGUGGGGGGGAUGGGCGGAAUCGGGAAAACAACCAUUAUGAAGGAUGUCCAUAAUAGGUUGUUGAAAGAGAGUAAAUUUAGAAAAUUGAUUUGGGUUACUGUAUCUCAAGACUUCGACAUUCGAAGGCUGCAAAAGAACAUCGCUUUUCAAUUGGGGGAAGAGUUGUCAGAUGAUGAUGAUGCAAUCGUCCGUGCAGGGAAGUUAUCAAAAAUGUUGAGAGGACAAAUGAGGUAUGUGCUAAUAUUGGAUGAUGUAUGGGAAAGAUUUUCCCUUGAGGAUGUGGGAAUCCUUGAGCCAACAACAAAUAAUGGAUGCAAAUUAGUGUUGACCACACGUUCAGAAAGGGUUGCUGAAUCGAUGGGAUUUAAGAAAGUUGAAGUUCCUUGUUUUUCUAUGGAGGAAGCCAUGAACUUAUUCUUAAGCAAAGUUGGACAAGACAUGUUGCCCAAUCCAACUUUAGAACCAUUAAUGAAACUUGCUGUGAGGGAAUGUGAUGGACUUCCUCUAGCAGUUGUCUCACUGGCUGGUUGUAUGAGGGGAAAAUCCGAUCCUCGUAUGUGGGAAAAUGCUAUAGAUGAAUUACGAGGCAACAUCAGAAACAUCAACGAUAUGGAAGAUAAGGUGUAUGGAUGUUUAAAAUUCAGCUAUGAUCGUCUACGAGGAAUAGACCAAGAUUGCCUUUUGUAUUGUGCAUUAUAUCCUGAAGAUCAUGAAAUCAAUAAAAAUGAGAUAAUUGAAUAUUGGAUGGAAGAAGGGCUUAUAGAUGAAACGGGAAGUAGAAAAGCAAUGGGGCGUAGCGGUCAUUCCAUCUUGCAAAAGCUUAAAGAAAAUUGUUUGUUAGAAAGGGUUCAGGAUAGGCCAUGUAUAAAAAUGCAUGAUCUUGUUAGAGAUAUGGCAUUGCAUAUCACAAGGAAAAGAUUUCUGGUAAAAGCUGGUAUGCAGUUGAAAGAGGUGCCAAACAUGGAAGAAUGGGGUGAAGAUUUGGAGAAGGUUUCUUUAAUGCGCAAUUUCAUCUCAACAAGUCCUCAAACCAUGAAAUGCCUGAAAUUUCCAAAACUCACAACAUUGUUGCUCUCAAGGAAUGCAUUGAAAGAGAUUCCAGAAUCUUUCUUUGAGCACUUUCCUAACCUUAAGAUUCUUGAUCUUUCUUAUACUCGUUUACAGAGUUUGCCUAAUUCUAUUUCCUUUUUGGAGAAACUCACAGUAUUGUUGCUUAGAGGAUGUUGGAAUUUAAAGAGUUUGCCUUGUCUAUCGAAACUUCAAGCUUUGAAGAAAUUGGAUCUUGGACGCAGUGGAAUCGGUGAAAUCACUCAUCUAACAGGGAUUCCUACUGGAACACUCUCAAAACUAUGCCGGCUUCAGUAUUUGCCAAUUCAUUCAAAAUUGAGAAGCGCAGAAGACUUGAGGGAAUUGAAUAAGUUGGAGGUUUUUGAGGGCUGGUUCCAUAACGUGGGUGUCUUGAACACGUUUGCAAGUAACAGAAAACCGCUUUAUAAAUACUCCAUUCGGGUAGGUUCUCCUGCCGCUGUAGAUCAUCUCUCGACUUCCAGAAAUAUUGUUGGAUUUAGAGGGAUUAAAAUUGAUGUUGGAGAUGAAAUUAUUCUUCCAUACGGCAUCGAGGAAUUAAGUCUAUUGGAGUGCAGGGGUGUGAGAAGUAUAAACGAUAUUGGAUUGAGGAAUGCAACUGCUUUGAAAGGAUGUGAACUUGGUGAUUGUAGUGAGUUGGAAUCUGUAAUUUCAUCCAAGUGUGAUCAGUUUCAAACACUCGGGUCUCUGAAUCUAAGUGAGUUAGAGAAUUUGAAAGUCAUAGUUGAAGUUGGAGCUGGAGAAUCAUCAGUCGGCAUAUUUUCCUCCCUCAAAAAGAUGGGUUCCAAUAAUGAUACCAUCAACUUCCCUUUCCCCAAACUGAGGACGUUAGAAUUGGUUAUUCUAGUACAAUUGCAGCGCAUUUGUAGUGAAAAUGGAGUAAUGGUUUGUGAUUCUCUCCAAUUCAUUACAAUAUAUGAUUGUCCAAAGCUAAAGCGGAUUCCUCUAUAUCUUACACAGCUCGGGAUUGAUGGUGGAGAACUUUCUCCUUCUAGUUCUCUCCAGAGAAUCCAAGUGCAACCAAUAGAUUGGUGGGAAGCAGUAGAGUGGGAGCACCCUAAUUUCAAUAUUAAGAACGUUGUUCGACCCUUAGUUUUGGAGCACCUCAGAUGAAGAUGUUGGACGAAGUCUGUUUAAAACCAUAACAGUACAGUGUAAGCGAAUCUUUUAUCACACAUUUGCAGAUCUUUUUGUUUUAAGUGUUUAUAUAAAAUUUUAAUUAACCAUAAUAAUUUAUUACAACUUAUAUUUCAAUAUGUAAAUAUAUGAUAUUGAAAUAA